Molecule: messenger RNA, 2962 nt
Organism: Eleginops maclovinus (Patagonian blennie)
Lineage: Eukaryota; Metazoa; Chordata; Actinopteri; Perciformes; Eleginopidae
Gene: tmem106c
Product: transmembrane protein 106C
Exons: 8
Coding region: 223-1059 (278 amino acids)
Source: RefSeq, a predicted model, not a curated record
GUUGAUCCAUAUAGAGGCAGACAUACAACUGCCGUAGAAGGAAGCAGAACGUACGGAGGGCACGUGAAGGCAACAACACAUGAACACACACUUGUGUAUGACGGAAAGCAGUGAGUGGGUGCGCACUGCUGUAAACCAUGGUGUAAACCAGAUUUUGGGAUGGCAAAGUUGAACUUUUCGGUCUAAAAGACCGCAAGUCGAUGGGAAACUAGUUAAACUGCCAUGGGGACACGGUGGUCUCGCAGCGAGAGCAGCCUGUCGCUCCUCCCGGAGAGGCAGAGCUCAGUGCGGCAGGGAGAGGACCAGGACUCCGAUAACGACUCUCUGGACGGACUCGUGCGGCGCGAGGACAUAGCUCAGUUCCCCUACGUGGAAUUCACUGGCAGGGACAGCAUAACGUGUCCGACGUGCCAAGGCACCGGGCGAAUACCCUCAGGUCAAGUGAAUGAACUGGUAGCAUUGAUCCCAUACAGCGACCAAAGGUUACGACCCCAAAGAACGAAGCUGUAUGUGGUCCUGUCAGUCGUCUUGUGCCUCCUUGCUUCCUCCCUCGUGGCCUUCUUCCUCUUCCCUCGCUCUGUGAUCGUGGUGGAUGAUGGGAUUCACUCUGUGUCGGUGCGCUUUGACCACUCCGAAAAUAAAGUCCUAAUGAACAUGACGAGCACUCUGAACCUGAGCAACCCGAACUUCUUCUCGGUGCUGGUGCAGAGUGUGAGCUGUCAGGUCCUCUACAUGAAGAUGGUGAUCGGAAACCAGCAGCUGAACAACGUCACCACCAUCCAGCCGCUCAGCCAGAGACAGGUGAACUACACGGUCAGUGUGGAGAUCGGGAGCGGUGCCCCCUACGUCUACGCCUUCUGUACCAUGCCCAGCAUUAAAGUCCACAACAUUGUCGUUUCUAUGCAAACCACGGUAAAAACCUCAUACAUGGUGCGGACGUCCCAGAACAGCCUGGAGGCGUACCGCUACAUCGACUGCGGCUCCAACACCACGCGCACCAAGCAGCACAGGCUCCCCUCCUCAGUCCACACACCCCCCCUCAGCGCCCCGCUGCUGUGAGGUUAGGCUGCAUACUCCAGGAUGCUUUAAGCCGACCACCAGCAGAACCCAUCAGACGCUGCUCUCUCUUGAUUUUGCAGUAAGCAGCUGAUAACUCGUGCCAUUUAACGAUGUCGCCGGCCAACAGGCGACUGAAUGUGUGAGGCGUGGAUAUUUCCUGCCCUUUUUGGGGGAUUGUUUUUACUUGCGUUAGCAGGGAUGAUUAUUGUCUAAUGCAAUACGAGUAAAAAAGGUUGACUUCUCAAACUUGCUGACAGGAUGAGUCACAUGUUCAGCUGCUGAUAGGAGUGACUAAUUGAACGUCAAGCACUCUGUGUCCCAGCAGGACAGAGAAAGCUCUUUCUUUAAAGGGAAUGGCUGACAUUCCCAGCCGACAAAGGCAUUUAGCUUUAAUUAACACUGCGUGGUUGUGUGCUGUCGUACUAUGGGAGCGUUCUGCAGCGGAGCUUUAAUGGCUUUGUGGUGUUACACUGUUAGGCUGGAGUGAAGGAGGCCGAUUGCUGUUUUCUGUUUGGGAUUAAAUGCGACAACAGAAGGGAAACCUUAAUGAUUUAAUGUUUUGCACCUUUAAACCAGGACCUAUUGUUAGAAGUAUUACUUUUGCUGUGUUAUUUAACUUAAACGGAAGCUAAAAAAUGGCAUUUAACAUAUCACAGAUGAUUUUAAGGAAUUUAUAUGUUAUUUUUGUUAGCUCUGAGCACAGCAGGUGUAAGCAUACUGAUUUUAGAUUCAGAGCAGAGUAGUGUCACAGAGAGGACUACUGCUCUCAGGUUAUUACUGAAGCUAAUACGGAGGCCCUGAGAUGGAAGUGGGUAAUAAAAAUCCAGUAAUCAGUAAAAAAAACUGUAUCCAAGAACAGGUGAUUAAUAUGUUUUUCAUUUGUGAAACGGGUGGGGCAAUGCAGUUUUGCCAGGUGAAGAAAAACAUUUGCAACAAUAACUAUUCUGUUAUUUUCUUUUAAAUCUCAAAAGCGUUUGAAAGUUAUCAACGUGUAUUGUAAUAUUAAUUUCAAUGUGCUUUUAUUUUUCUUCCUCGAUUAAAAUAUAUAUCUAGCCAAUAGAAGAAUCAUGACAGUAAUGGCACACAAUCUUUUUAGUAGUGCAACUCACCCUCUUGUUGUCAAAAUCAGUAUUACAACAACAAAACCAUUUUUUAUUCACCUGCCAACUUUAUUCCCCACCUGUUCAUAGAUCCUUUUAAAAAAACAAAGUUUUUAAAAUAUUAUCCCAGCAAUGUUUUUAUCAGAUGCUUUUAAAUAACAAACACUGGUAAGAAAACGUUUCCAUUAAAAACAAAUCUCUGGAAUAGUUUGUCAUUGGCCUCUCAGGGUUUCCGUACACUUAUGUCUUCAUAUAAACUAGGAUAUUAUUUUAUAAUUUACACUCCUAGCUAAGCUACUGUGGAAUAUCAAUGGUGCUGUUGAACAUAUGAAUACAGUAUCCUCUCAAGCAUGGCCUUUAAAAUCCAGAUGUGCAAACGCAAACUGUUAAGAUUGAAAGUGUGUGUGUAUGUUUAAGUAUACUUACAUUGGGUCUGACAGUUAUUGAUCCACACUGUUAUGUCCUCUGCAUUUUCCUUCAUCUGCGUGUUCUACUCCUCCGUGUCAUAUUAAUCAUUUCUCAUCCUCAGAUCAGGAAGUACAUAAUCAGUUUUCAUGGCUGUUGAAAUUCUACAUUAAAUGUUCAUUAAUUAUUUCUGCUAAAGGAUCUGUUCUGUCAUGAGUUUGACUUUAAAAUGGAAACCAAUAACUUAAAACAAUUUGCAUUUGUUAUUUUUUUAAACGGACAGUUUGUACAUUUGUGAAUGAUUUUACCAGGGUUUUCAAAAAAACGGUUUAUAUUGUCAUGCUUAAAAGUUAUUAAAGGGAUGUUUGAAUAAAUAAAACUAAUAAUGAAGCCCAAUA